Molecule: messenger RNA, 693 nt
Organism: Drosophila novamexicana
Lineage: Eukaryota; Metazoa; Arthropoda; Insecta; Diptera; Drosophilidae
Gene: lush
Product: general odorant-binding protein lush
Exons: 4
Coding region: 70-567 (165 amino acids)
Biological process (GO): olfactory behavior; sensory perception of smell
Cellular component (GO): extracellular region
Molecular function (GO): dibutyl phthalate binding; odorant binding
Source: RefSeq, a predicted model, not a curated record
AUGAAGCUAUCACAGACAAGCUUAUAAAACGGGCCGUGCAACACAUAUUUAACGCAAUUGCGUGUCAUCAUGAGGCUUAACAAAUACAAGGAUCCAUUGCCGCUGCUCGUUCACUCGCCCAAUUGCCGCCGGUACAGAUCCUGGCAGCUGCUGCUCGGCCUGCUGCUUCUGUGGCCAGAACUCUGCGGAGGUGUGAAUAUGCAGCAGUUUAUACAAUCUCUGGACAUGAUGCGCAACGGAUGCAUGGUAAAAUUUAAGGUGCCAAUAGAGAUACUGAAUCGCAUACGCGAUGGCGAUUUUGACAUGGAGCCCAAUCAAGAUUUGCUGUGCUAUACGAAAUGCGUGGCACAGCUGGCGGGAGUUUUGACCAAAAAGGGUGAAUUUAGUGUGUCCAAGGCCUUUGCUCAGGUACCCAUCAUUCUGCCACCUGAGCUGCAGACGCCAGCAAAAAAUGCUCUCACCCAUUGCAAGGAAGCACAGAAUGCCCACAAGGACACAUGCGCGAAGGUCUUCUACAUAAGCAAGUGCAUGGCGGACUUUGAUCGUGCACACUUUAAGUUUCCAUAGCAAUAAAAGAGGUAACAUUUUCAGAAUAUUGGGCAUUCUACUUACUCUGUCGCUUCUCCUUGCCCUGUGGAAGAAGAAAGUGCGUGUUUGCAAUGCAUUAAACGUUCGAUUUAACGGAAAAUAAAU